This is a messenger RNA of Racocetra fulgida, 1296 nucleotides long. The record is from the annotation of a GenBank genome assembly. Lineage: Eukaryota; Fungi; Glomeromycota; Glomeromycetes; Diversisporales; Gigasporaceae.
UCGGUGGACAAGGAUAUGGGGAAUGAAAACACAGCUCAUUUAGAGGAGCAGCAAUAUGGUACUAGAUUACGUCUUCUCAACAACGAUGGCUCUCGUGAUAAUUUACUAUUAUUGACCGGAAUAAAAGAAUUGUUUGCAACUGCGCUACCACAUAUGCCGGCACAAUACAUUGCUCGGGUCGUCUAUGAUCGUAAUCAUUAUAGUUUGGCGAUAGUGAGGGAUCCUAUAAAAGUUGUGGGAGGAAUUUGCUAUCGACCUUUUUUGGAGAAAUCAUUUAUUGAAAUAGUAUUUUUCGCAGUGGAUAGUGAUCAACAAGUAAAAGGAUAUGGCACAAAAUUGAUGAAUUACUUUAAGGACUAUAUAAAAGAUACAUUUAAUAUUACACAAUUCAUGGUUUAUGCAGAUGAUUUUGCUGUUGGAUUUUUUCGAAAAAACGGAUUUACUGACGAAAUCACGUUAGAUCAAGACAUAUGGGCUCAAACGUGCAAGCCUCCAAUUAUUUAUCGUGGCUUAGAAUGUUUUAAAAAUGGUGUCAAGUCUGUAGAUCCGAUGUCGGUGCCGGGAAUUAGAAUAUCUGGAUGGACACCGCAAUUGGAAAAACAGGCGAAAGACAUUAAGAAUAUGUCACAUUAUGUUGUUAUGAAAGAAAUACUAAAUCGAUUAAAAAGCCAUCCAUCAUCAUUACCAUUUCAUGAACCUGUAAACGGAGAUGAUGUUCCUGACUAUUACGAUAUAAUCAAGGAUCCUAUGGACCUUUCAACCGUUUUGAAACGUAUUGAAAAUAACAGGUAUCGGUCACUUUUAGAAUUUGCAACUGAUAUGCAAAAAAUCUGGAACAAUGCCAAGAUUUAUAACAAAUCGGAUACUAUCUUUUACAAGUCUGCUGUUGAACUUGAGGGAAUUUUUCGUGAAGCAAUGUUUCUCAAAGGCCUGGAAACAGACCAAAUUUUUCAUUUGGUUGUCAAGCCUUCGUUUCAGACGUCCGCUGAAACCACCGGGAUACCUGUAUCUCGCCCGACAUCUACAACCAAUGCACGAAUAGCUACACCUUUAACAGAUCAAAAUUUUGGUACUACAGGCUUUACAGGCUUAACUGAAUUUGCCCAACAACCUCCGAAUCUUAACAUGCCAUAUUUUGUUCCACCUUCAGAACAUGCACAUACUGGAAUGCCCUACAUUGCACCGAUACAUUAUCCGUAUCGGUAUAUGUAUCCAUAUCCCUACAUGCCUACACCACAAACUGGUGCACAAGCGCAACAACCUUUAGUUGCUCAGAUUCCAGAGCCUCAACAAGAC